Messenger RNA from Sorghum bicolor (sorghum), 937 nucleotides. RefSeq lists its product as uncharacterized. The coding region runs from base 359 to 637 and encodes 92 amino acids. The transcript is spliced from 3 exons. The record is from RefSeq and is a predicted model, not a curated record. NCBI's taxonomy places the organism in Eukaryota, Viridiplantae, Streptophyta, Magnoliopsida, Poales, Poaceae.
CGCAGCGCUGACGCUCAUCUUCCUCGCAUCAGGCUCGGUCCCUCAGCGCAGAUCUUCUGCUCCUUCCCCCACUCGCGCUCAGGCUCGGUCCCAAGGAUCGGAUCUUCCGCGCGUCGGCGGCUCCCCCUCGGCGGCGUCCAGCGACGGAGGGGCAGUCCCAGGCUCGGCGGCGGCGGCGGCGACUCCCCCCACCUUCUCUCGCCAGUCGCCUCGCGCCCUCGCCUGCGUCCUCCGCGCACCGUCCGACGACCCUGCGUACGCACCUCCCUCUCCCCUCCCGCCUCUGCUGUUCCCGUGGGAGCCCGGUCAGCUGCCCAGGGUGGCCGGGCCUUGGCUCCGCCGGUGAGAUAGAUUAAGAAUGGCUGCGCGGAGCAGUUCUAUGCCCCCCGAGGAUGACUACGAGACUGAACAAAAGAAGCAAGCUGCUGCAGAUGUUCUUUUUCACUAUUCACAAUUUGUUAUGGUCUGCAUUGGUGAGGAUGUUCGCCCUACUGAUCUCAGGUUGCAUCUUAUGAAGGAAGUUUCAGGAAUGCCCACUUCUCUGAAGGAGCCUCAACAGGCUGCUUCCUCACCGGCUUCUAGUGGCGAACCGUCUUCCUCUGGAAUGAUGAAAGGCGACAAGAAUGAAAUCUCCUAAGCUUCAUAAAUCAUUAUCCAACUCAGGUCUUCUGCUGUUCCUUAUGCGCUGAGAAGAUUGUAUCGUUCGGAACUUCAGAUGAUGAGGCCUACUUGCAUUAUAGGAAUGUAAAUAUGUUAGGAACACUGUUCAUAGCUGUCUGCUGUUCUGCUGCUUUAGCUUCUUUCGUGACAGCCUGCUUCAUGUUUGAAUCCAUUUUUAUUCAGGGGGCAGUAACGUAAAUAUUGUUGUAUUUUUCCUUUUUAAAAAAAAUGCAAAUGCUGCAUAUAAAGAUGGCAGGUGAAUAUUGUGUUUUGAAUA